Musa acuminata AAA Group (dessert banana) is the source of this 2663-nucleotide messenger RNA. RefSeq names its product heavy metal-associated isoprenylated plant protein 39-like. NCBI's taxonomy places the organism in Eukaryota, Viridiplantae, Streptophyta, Magnoliopsida, Zingiberales, Musaceae. Gene Ontology annotation, molecular function: metal ion binding. The record is from RefSeq and is a predicted model, not a curated record. The transcript is spliced from 6 exons. Bases 2006 to 2395 code for a protein of 129 amino acids.
UUAUAAAUCUGAGACUCUUACAUGCUUAGCUCAAAUCAUUCUCCCAUGCCUUGUUCUUCAUCUCGCUCCUCAUCCGGAUGUGUUGAAGGUGGAGCUCCACGAUGACAAGGAUGAGGGAAGAAGGUAACGAGAGUAGUUUUCAGCCAUCAAGGUAAAAGCUUUGUUCACCUCGCCAUUCUUUUCUUGACCUUCAAACCACGUAAGCUAUGUUUUCGUGCAUGAACUUUAACGUGAUUUUGUAUCAUAGCUGGGAUCGAUUUGAUAUCCAUGGAAAUGAGCCAGUUGAGAUAUAGUGUUUCGUAAAUUAGAAUUAAGAGAUCGAAGAGGUUAGGCGAUGAGAUUGUGAGUGGAGUGAGGAGUACAAUUUAUUUUGUUAUUAUGAAUUAUUAAGGUAAUUGAUUGUUUGUUUUCUUUUAUCAAUGAUUUAUUUUUCCUUUUUUGUGGGAAUUGAGAAGAAAUAAUCCCAGCAAGUCUCAUUGAUGGCAGAGAAUUGAGGAUUUCCGAGAAGGAACUAAUUAUCGAGUGGGUGUCGUGAGACCACAUCGCACCUCCUUCAGGCAUAUUUGGUCAAACCAUAUCUUCGCAUGACUUUGACCAGUUCAACUUAAAUAGUCAAUUUGCAAUUUCUGGGUCUUAUUUUAGUUGGUCAACCAGCUGCCUUCACACAUAGGCAUGGAAUCAACUAUCAAUCAUAGCUUAUUGUUUAUCUCUUAUUCGCAGAUCUACUAAUAAAGUCAAAUUUGUAGUUGAGUCGAGCCUUUAUUAUUGUUUUCCUCCAACCAAUCAUCACCUAAAAGUGACGUAUAAUACAUUUUGUCACCAAUCCCAUCGUUUGGUAAAUAAAAAACAAAAGAAAAUUCAUCCUUAUUCUUAGACCUCAGGAUGAGAAGAGAAAACCUUCAACCGAAGACUCCUCAAUGUAUCUGUGCAUUUGAGGAAGCUGAAAACAUGAGAAUCAAGCACUGGGGUUCUCCUCGGCACUCUGCACGUAAUAGUACGUGGUCAUGGCAUCAGCAUCCUUUUUCUUCUCCCGGUCUCCUUUCUUGGCCUCCUCCUCCUUCUUCUCCGGAUCUGUUGCCGGCCCGACCAUCUCGGCGCACCAGUGUUUCCUCACAGCUUGCCCACCACACUCAUGGGGUCAACGAUCUCGUUCUUCGUGUCCAUGGAUACAAAAUCACGAAGAGGAAGAUUACGAGACACAAAGAGAAAGAGGUCUGAUUGAUCACCUUGAAGGCUGGAAACUGCUCUCAUUGCCACCUUCUUGUCCUUGUUAUCGUGGACGUCCACUUUCACCACAACCUUCUGCAAUCACACCGAGGAAUACAACUGUUAGAGAUCCAAGGAAAAGAACACAAGGAACUGGUAAUUGUUGCUGUAGCAGCAAACUUUCUUCUUUAAUGUAUUAGAAUUGGAACUUACCUUCAUGUCAGCUGACAUCUUCUUCAAGAACGAGAGGCGUGGAUGAAGGAAUGCUACCACAGUAAUGAUACGAGUCGAGAGGUAAAUCUAGAGUGCCGCUUGAUCGACAGUCCAGGGCAGGACAGCAUUCGGGUCUGUUUGGCGACGUGGCGAACUCGGACUGGUGAUAGCGACGUGACGUCACCCGAUCAGUCGACGUUGGUGUCAGCCAAUCCGAUUUCCAGAAUAGGGUCGGUAUGCAUGCGAAAGCAUGGAUGGUUCUAGAACGCUGUAUUGGUUCGACCCACUGCCGAUGAGAGAGAACCGAACCGAACUUGGAUUCCAAUUUGGCCGAGUCCGAGUCAGAUUUGAUUUAGAUUGCAACUAAAGUGUCACAUCGGAGUUGACGACGUCCAUCGGAACCGCGUGGCAACUGGCGUUUCAAACUCGGGUUCCAGAAAACGACGAAGGAUUCGUAGCAGCUUCCGCACGGCUUCCUCGCAACUUCCUAUGACCCUCUAUUAUAUUUACGUAAAUUUCCGUCUCUAGCAACACCUCAUCCCACGCCUCGUUCCUCGUCUCAACACUCGGCGGAGAGGGCUAAAAGAUGGCCGCGGACAUGCAGAGACUUGUGGUGAGAGUGGGACUCCGGGGUGACAAGGAUAAGAUCAAGGCAAUGAAAGCAGUUGGCAGUAUUGAAAACGUUGAUUCAGUAUCAGCGGACAUGAAGGACAUGAAGCUCACUGUAAUCGGGAUCUUUGACCCCGUUGCUGUGGUGAGCAAGCUGAGGAAACACUGGCACACCAAUAUAGUCCUCAUCAGCCUGGCAAAUGAACCGGGAAGAGGAAGGAUGAACCAAAGAAGGGAGAGGCGGAGAAGAAAAGAGCUGUUAAUGAACAGAUCGCCGAGCUUACGGCGCCAUAACAAGAAUAUUAGAGGGCUCAUCCUCCUCAUAAGCCAAUCGAAGAUUACAGACAAUUCUUUGGAUACGGUGUAGAAAUCAAAAAGAUAUCCCUCUUGCCUUCAGCUGAUUCCCAAGAACUAACAAGUCUAAAAGGAGUACUCGUCGUUCGAAUAAAUACUAUGCUCAGAUUGUAUGUUAAAUGAGCUGAUUGGGAGUCGAUUAAAUAAGUUUUGUACUUCCAUAUUGCGUAAGGGGAAAAGAAAAGAUUCAAAGAACAGCAAAAUAAAUCUGUUUUGUAGCAUACGUAAAAUAGUUGUCUGUAUCACCUGUUCAUUCAAAUCCAAAGCUCCCGAGUGAUACA